GCAGAUCGCCUGCUCUCCGGCGGAGCUGCGUGAGGCCAGGCAGGCCCCCGGCCCCCCCUUCCGGCCGCUCCCGCCUCUUGGCCCACGCCCGCCCGCACUCGGCCCACCAGCGCCUCCACCGGGCUGGCGGCCCCGCGUCGACGCCGUCCGCCAAGCUGCUGACUCCCCGUCUCGGGCGCCGUCGGCGGGGUCGCGCUCCGCCGGCCUGCGGAUUCCCCGCCGCCUCCUCGUCUAUCUACCUCAACGCCCGUCCCGCUUCGCCCGAGGAGGCGGUUCCCCCCGCAGGCAGUCCGGCUCGCAGGCCGCCGGCGUUGUCAUCCCCCGCGCUUUCUCCCGGCCCUCCCCGGCGGCGCUCGGCCUGGCCGCUCCACUCCUCGCUGCAUCCCGAGCGGCCGGGCGACGCCACCGCUGCCCCCCCCGAGGCCCGGGCUCGCGACGGCCGAGGGUCCCGUCGGCCCAAACCGAGCUGGGCGCCCGCGGCCCGGGUGACGCCUCCACUCCGCCCCCCUCAACACCUUCCUCGGCCCCCGACGUUGCGCCCUUUCCUCGCUUCUCUUUGCGCCCCUCUCCCCUCUCCGGCCUCUAGUCCCGGCCCCCACUCUUUCUUCCGCAGCCUACCCUUUGCUCCCUCCCGCCCCCCCCCAGCUCCUUGCCUCAGACUCCCUCCCCCUCCACGCCCGCCCUCUCGCCUUCGCCGUCCCAAAGUGGAUUAAUUAUACGCUUUCUGUUUCUCUCUUCGCUGUUCUCUCCCGCUGUGAGCCUGCCCGCCUCUCGCUGUCCUCUCUCCCUCUCGCCCUCUCUUUGGCCCCCCCCUUUUCACGUUCACUCUGUCUCUCUCACUAUCUCUGCCCCCCUCUAUCCUUGACACAACAGCUGACCUCAUUUCCCGAUACCCUUUCCCCCCCUAAAAGUACAACAUCUGGCCCGCCCCAGCCCGCAGACAGCCCGUCCUCCCCAAACAAUCAGAUGCGAUUCCCCCCCAAAAAAAGCCAUCCCCCCGUUCUGCCCCGUCGCACAUUCGGCCCCGGCGACCCGGCCAGAGCGGCGCUGGCAGAGGAGUGUCCGGCAGGAGGGCCAACGCCCGCUGUUCGGUUUGCGAUACGCAGCAGGGAGGUGCGCGGCAGCCGCGCCGGCUUCCAGCAGAUACCAAUGGGGAUCCCGGUGGGGAAGUCGCUGCUGAUGCUGUUCACUUUCUUGGCUUUUGCCUCGUGCUGCAUUGCUGCUUACCGCCCCAGUGAGACUCUGUGUGGCGGGGAGCUGGUGGAUACCCUCCAGUUUGUCUGUGGGGACCGCGGCUUUUACUUCAGACUUCCAGGCAGGCCCGCAAGCCGCAUCAACCGCCGCAGCCGUGGCAUCGUGGAAGAGUGCUGUUUCCGCAGCUGCGACCUGGCCCUCCUGGAGACCUACUGUGCCACCCCCGCCAAGUCCGAGAGGGACGUGUCGACCCCUCCGACCGUGCUUCCGGACGACUCCCCCAGAUACCCCGUGGUCAAGCUCUUCCAGUACAACGCCUGGAAGCAAUCCACCCAGCGCCUGCGCAGGGGCCUGCCUGCCCUCCUGCGUACCCGCCGGGGUCGCAUGCUCGUCAAGGAGCUCGAAGCGUUCAGGGAGGCCCAACGUCACCGUCCCCUGAUCGCCCUGCCCACCGAGGACCCCACUCCCCACGGGGCCGCCUUUGUCGAGGUGUCCAGCGAUCUGCAGUGAGCCAAAUUGUCGUAUUUCUGCAAAAUGGCACUUUCCACCUUGUGCCCUCCUCUUGACCAGGGCCCCUUCCACCGGGUCCACCUCUGAAAUCUCUCUGUACCGUCCCCCAGGGCGGGCCUCCCCCCCCAGCCCCCUUGCCCCAACCUCCUCAUGUCAGGCACUUCGGCCCCGUCCAUCGGGCUGAAGGAAUCAUAGUAACAUCAUCAAAAAAAAAAAAAAAAAAAAAAAAAAACCAAACCAAUUGGCUUUAAAUAUCCCUCCCCCCAAAUUAUCCCCCCAAAUUACCCCCAAAUUACACAACAAAGAAUUGGAACCAUGAACCCCCCCCAAAUCACACACACUCCAGCCCCCUUAAAACUAAUUGGCUUAAAAAAAAAACUAAAAAAAAAAUCAAUUGGCUGAAAAAAUACUAAAAACAAUUGGCAAAAUAAAAGAAUUCGGCGCCCCCCCCCCUUCCUUCUCUUCCCUUUCCGACCUCGAGUCAAAUUGGCCGUGGCUCGAGUCCCCACCAUCCAAGAGAAGGGAAGGGACCCCAAAA
Molecule: messenger RNA, 2242 nt
Organism: Equus caballus (horse)
Lineage: Eukaryota; Metazoa; Chordata; Mammalia; Perissodactyla; Equidae
Source: RefSeq, a predicted model, not a curated record